This is a messenger RNA of Thermothelomyces thermophilus ATCC 42464, 1005 nucleotides long. RefSeq lists its product as uncharacterized. Gene Ontology annotation, cellular component: perinuclear region of cytoplasm. Gene Ontology annotation, biological process: intracellular calcium ion homeostasis. The record is from RefSeq and is a predicted model, not a curated record. The annotation marks the transcript as partial. The transcript is spliced from 2 exons. NCBI's taxonomy places the organism in Eukaryota, Fungi, Ascomycota, Sordariomycetes, Sordariales, Chaetomiaceae.
AUGGCGUCAGCAGAGCUUAUUGUCGCCAAGACGGCGCUGUCGGGAGCCCUGUUCCGCGCAGACCCGCGGCCGUGUUCGCGCGACGACAUUGAGUCGAUGCUCGCCCUCGUCAACUCGACCAUCACCGAAUGCUCGCCCUCCAAUGUCCAGAGAUGCAAACAAUGGGCUCUCAGCAAUCUGGUUCCCUCGUCAUCCCGCAUCGCCCCGUUCUGCAAGUAUCUGGUUGCUUUGUCCAAGUCGUUCGAAGGGCCUAGCCAUGUCCCGGCUGGAGAACCAAAAAGCGGCCGCAUACCCUCUGCCAAGCGCCGCCGCCUUCAUGUGCUCUACAUCCUGAGCGACAUCCUCUACCACGUCUAUCAUCGGGAUCGAGACAAGGAAUUCGCCCAGAAGCUGGAACCGACCCUCCCUGCUUUGGUUCGGAGCGCUGCAUCCUUCAUCAACUGCCCGAAGCAUAUUCGGAAAAUCCACGAUCUGAUUGGGCUCUGGGAGGAAAACGGAUAUUUUGCUCCCAGUUUUAUUCAGCAACUGCGAGCUGCAGUCGACGAAGGCCCAUCUUCCAGUGACGAGGGCAAGAAUGACAAGGACGCCGACACCUCGACCGAUCCCGUAGCCAAGGCGGCGAAGACGGCACCAUGGGUCAUGCCAGCAAUGCACGGCGACCCCUCGACACCGUGGUACGAUCUUCCUGCAGGGAACUGGCUUCCUGCUCUGGAGCCGAACUCGACCCGACCGAUGAACCCUUCGAUGAUCAAGCCCCUCGUUCUCUCGCAGGGCCCAGCCGACAAGAGUCUUGUCGAGGCUGUCAAGAAGUUGCUCGCAGAUAUCGACAAGAUUUACUCUCCGGAGCCGAACCACGAUGAAUCACCGCCUUGCAUUGGCCCUCUAGGCGAGCGUAUCGAAAUCGACGAGAUAACCGGAGAGAUUAUUGGCGGAGACACGUACUACGGCUGGUCGCGUGCGUUUUGCGAGAGGAUGAAGCGCAGAAGACGUGGCGGCAGUGGACAG